Drosophila santomea is the source of this 1045-nucleotide messenger RNA. Its product is annotated as cell growth-regulating nucleolar protein. The coding region runs from base 132 to 980 and encodes 282 amino acids. Lineage: Eukaryota; Metazoa; Arthropoda; Insecta; Diptera; Drosophilidae. Gene Ontology annotation, molecular function: DNA binding. Gene Ontology annotation, cellular component: nucleolus. Gene Ontology annotation, biological process: negative regulation of transcription by RNA polymerase II; rRNA processing. The record is from RefSeq and is a predicted model, not a curated record. The transcript has a single exon.
GCCCGAACUGGCGGUGGUCACACUAAUGCCCACGUGCGUUUUGUUUGGCCUCAGCCGGCGCUAAAUUCAACCGAAAUCACCUGCAAUUCCAAGGAUUCCUCGGUAAACAAGAGAUCAAAUACCGCAUCACCAUGGUCUUCUUCACGUGCAACAUCUGCGGCGAGUCGGUAAAGAAACCGGCGGUGGAGAAGCACUACCAGAUGCGUUGUCGCGGCAAUGACAAGAACGUGUCCUGCAUGGACUGCCUGAAGGACUUUUACGGCGAGGAGUACGUGGCACACACCAAGUGCAUCUCAGAGGCCCAGAAGUACGCCAGCCAAAGUCAGGGCUUCGCCGCGAAGGAGCCGCGCAACAAGAAUGCUCAGAAGCAGGAGAGUUGGAUGGAUAUUAUCCGAUCGAUCCUUGACAGCAGCGAGUACAAUCUAACUCCGGCCGUUCGAUCCGCCUUCCAGAAGCUUCAGAGCGUCGACAAUGUGCCCCGCAAGAAGGCCAAGUUUGAGAACUUUGUGGGAAACUGCAUGCGCAUGCCUCGCAAUCAGGCCACCCAGGUGUGGGAUAUUCUCGAGAAGGAACUGAACAAGAUGAAGGAGGCAAAGCAAACGGAGCUGGCAAGGGCCAAGGCGGAGAAGGUGGCGGAAAUACAGCGGCAGCAGAAGGCAGAGGCCGAGGAGGAGGAGGCGCCACCCAAGAAAAAGGCCAAAGUGGAGGCCACAGAAGACGCUGCUAGCGAGGAGACCGUUAAUGGCAUUACGAGCGACUUCGAUUGGGCCGCUCACCUGACUAAAAUCGUAACUAAGCAAUCGGAUGGCAUUUUCCUGGAAAAACUUCGUAAAAAGCUGCUUAAGAAGUAUUCUAAGCAUCUGUCCGUCGAGGAGUUGACUGCAAAACAGGCCAAGAAGUUUCAGAAACGGUUUUUAAAGCAAUUAAAGCUCGCCGAUUCCUUGCAGGUAGACGGCGAUUUAGUCAAGAUUGCUAGCUAGCCGAAUAUCCCACCUUUAGUCAUAGUUAAAUUAUAACAGAGGACAAUAAACGUGUAAGCUGCAAA